CUUUGCGUUUUAUAUUUUGCAUUUUGCAGCAUACCUCAACUCAGCUAGAAUACAGUCUGUAUAUGAAUAAAUGAAUGAACUCAAACAACCAAUAAACAAAACCCAUUCUUUCCAUGAUAACAUUCUUAUAUUUUAUACUAGCAAACCCAAAAUCUACAUGCCAUUCAUUCCAUUCUUUCUUUCUUUCUCUUUUCGUUUAAAGUAAAGAAAAUGGCCUUUAACAGCAAACCCAAGAAGCCCCAUCUGAUCUCGAUGCAUUCCAAUCUGUACACCACUCUUUUGUUCAUAAUUGUCUUCACCGUUCCUCUUUUGUUUCUCCUCCACGCCUCUACUUCCUCCCUCUGCACCCCUCAUCCCUCAAGCAACGACAACUCUUGGUCCGGUGACCUUCGAAACUCCCUAUUUGCUUGGAAUCGCCUUCCUUUCAUCCCCAUUCAACCCCCACCUGUCACACUCAAAAUCGCUGUUUUUUCCCGAAAAUGGCCCAUUGGCACCACCCCUGGCGGCAUGGAACGCCAUGCCUACACCUUGCACACCGCUUUAGCUCGCCGUGGCCACCAAGUUCAUGUAUUUACAUCCCCUGUCAAUGAUUUCAACGAUCACCCUGAUACCCCAACAUCUUCUAACUCCCCAAGAAUUCACUGCCAUGAAGGUGAAGCUGGUAAGUGGCGAUACAACAAGGCUUGGGAGCUCUUUGAUGAAGAGAACCAGCGUCGACCAUUCGACGUUAUCCAUUCCGAAAGUGUGGCUCUUCCUCAUUGGUUGGCUCGCAAUCUUAAGAAUCUUGCUGUUUCAUGGCACGGUAUAGCCCUCGAAAGCUUACAAUCAAGUAUUUACCAAGAUUUAACUCGUAAGCCCAAUGAACCCAUAUCGCCUUCUUUCAACAUUAGUUUAUAUGGGGUGGUCCCAAAAGUGCUUAGCGAAAUAAGAUUCUUCCAUAGCUACGCUCAUCAUGUUGCAAUCAGUGAUAGUUGCGGGGAGAUGUUGAGGGAUGUGUAUCAGAUCCCACGGAGAAGAGUCCAUGUCAUCCUCAACGGUGUUGAUGAAAAUGAUUUUCGAAAUGACUUAUCCCUAGGUCUUGACUUCAGGUCUAAGAUUGGAGUCCCCAUAAAUGGUAGUUUGGUGCUUGGUGUGGCAGGAAGACUGGUGAAGGAUAAAGGUCAUCCUUUACUAUACGAAGCCUUCUCCAAGCUCGUAAGAAAGCACCCAGAUGUCUAUUUGAUCGUGGCGGGGUCUGGCCCAUGGGAGCAACGAUACAAGGAAUUAGGCCCUCGCGUACUUGUUUUGGGCUCCAUGAGUCCAUCCCAACUCAAGCCAUUUUAUAAUGCUAUUGAUAUUUUUGUGAAUCCAACGCUGAGGCCUCAAGGGUUAGAUCUCACUCUGAUGGAAGCAAUGAUGAGCGGAAAACCGGUUAUGGCGUCGAGGUUCCCGAGCAUCAAAAGCAGUGUUGUUGUUAAUGAUGAGUUGGGUUUCAUGUUUUCUCCCAACGUGGACUCGUUGUUGGAGGCUUUAGAGGAGGUGGUGAGAGAAGGCCCAAAGAGGCUAGCGCAAAGGGGAAAGGCAUGUCAGAAGUAUGCAGCUUCUAUGUUUACGGCAAGCAAGAUGGCACUGGCAUAUGAGAGAUUGUUUCUUUGUAUAAAAAACGACACUUUUUGUGUCUAUCCUUAAUUCCUUAGGCAGGCUAUACUUCUUUUUUAGAACUAGUACAGUUGCAUUUUACUUUCCAUGUAAAAGAUUUUGGACAAUACAAGAGCUGGAUUGAUUUGAGGAACAAUAGUACAAUGUAUGUUUUCGACUCAACGAGUAUGUUAUGUUGGCAGUUCAAUAGACUCUGAGCCCAAUGACUGACAUAUGGGGAAGUAAGCAAAUAGCCCAAAGUUUGGACUUUUUUUUUAGAAAAGCCCAUACACAUCUUUGAGCUCAAAUAUGGAAUGAUCCGGUUCAAUUGUACUUUGUUUUUCCUUUUAGACACUUCCUGAACAUGAUUACUA
This is a messenger RNA of Durio zibethinus, 1991 nucleotides long. Its product is annotated as UDP-Glycosyltransferase superfamily protein. NCBI's taxonomy places the organism in Eukaryota, Viridiplantae, Streptophyta, Magnoliopsida, Malvales, Malvaceae. Gene Ontology annotation, molecular function: glycosyltransferase activity. The record is from RefSeq and is a predicted model, not a curated record.